CGAAAAUAGAAGUGGUAAAACAAAGUGGUUACUAUUUCAGGCUACAAAGUGUAUGUAGUUUAUCAUGCAUGGAUAUAUUGUAGUGCUUUUAUGUUAUUUUACAUUUACAAAUAGCCUGGAUUCAGGAUGUGAGACGAUCAAUGGAAUAUUGUUUUUUGACAAAAGUAUUAGAUCCAAAGAAGAGCAACUGCAACAAGCUCUUCGUAUUUGGAAACAUGUCAAAAAUGGUCUUCCUGAAAAUAGUGAAAUUGACUUAAAUAAUAUUGGCAAGGAAGUAGAACAUAUUUCCUCUGUUCUUCACCACAAUAAUGAUGGUUGGCUUGACAAAUUGAACGAACACUCACUCGAUGCUAUAGAUACCUAUGGCACUAUCCCAUCGCAUGUUAUAGAACGUAAAAUAAAUUCGUACUUUUCGGCCAGUAAAUACAAGUUGGUAGCAGAGAUAGUGGUGUUAUUCGUGUCAUCAUCAACCAGUUUAGAUAAUAUACCACUGUCUUUGCUGAAAAAGAAGACGAUUGUAGUUGUAUUUGGAGAUUCAGCCUCUCAGCAGUGGAAGACUGUCUCCAGUAGAGAUGAUCAUCUGUUUCUAGUAAACAGGACGGAGAAUCUCGGUACCAUCAGCGAGCGUUUGAUCAAUGCAGCUUGUAUAGACUCAUCAUACUAUUGUGAUACGGACCAGUAUAGCACAAAGAAAGGUGCCAAGUGCAAGGAUUGUAUUGGUAAUGCUUGUUCUAAGAAUCCAACAGAAGAGAUUUCAAAUACUUGCAAAUCUAGGUGCCCGUUUUUUCGAAGGACGGUUCCCGAGAAGGCGGUCAUUACACAUGACUUCAUUAAAGAAAAUGAGAGAACUGCUAGAGUUCCAGAUCACAAACCUAUAGCCUUAAAAGUGACUGCUAUCGUUAAGUAUAGGAGUGAUAACCGCUCCGGUUCUUUUUAUCGCCUUUGCUCUAUACAAAAGGCAACGACCAACACCAACGCAUUUGAGCAUUGA
Messenger RNA from Mercenaria mercenaria, 991 nucleotides. RefSeq lists its product as uncharacterized. Bases 65 to 991 code for a protein of 308 amino acids. The transcript has 4 exons. NCBI's taxonomy places the organism in Eukaryota, Metazoa, Mollusca, Bivalvia, Venerida, Veneridae. The record is from RefSeq and is a predicted model, not a curated record.